CACCUGCCUCUGUGGAAAGGUGUGCUUAAAAUCCCUUUACAAUUUAAACUCAAAACGUAAUCCUCAGCAGGUGAAAAUAGAUUUACAAACUUUAGCAUAAAACAAACAGCGGGUCCAAAUUGAACAUCUUGACUUACCGAGGCGACACCCGCACGGCGAAAUGCGGGGCUUCUGUGGACGCAAUCUUCUCACUUCAUCCUGUCUCAGAAAUGACGUCUCUGCUUCACUUCACACAGUCCAAACAGGGGUUCAUGCAGGACUUAACUGGAGACAGCAGGGAUCACGGCAGCACUGAGAUAAUUAAGGACAAAUUGCACCACCAGCCCUGAAACCCCCAAACCUGCAUCCCGUUGGAACCCACAUCUUGCGCCUGUUAAACACCCAUGGAGAUCUUCUACUUCAACUCUUCCAGCGUCUACAUCCAUAAGCUGUCAAACAGCAGUGGUGGAGGUGGUGGCAUUACCCCGUACGAGCAGUGUAAGGACAUGCCCGCCGCCCUGAUAUUUUAUCUCACCUUGCAGUCCAUCAACCUGUUCCUGGGGAUCCCUGCUAACCUGAUGGUGCUGUGGCUCCUGCACAAGAACAAGAGGGACUCCUCCACCUCUGACAUUUUCAUCCUCCACCUGGCCAUACUGGAUACCGUCUUCUGUCUCCUCCCACCCCUGGAACUGGUCAACCAAGUUUUCCUCACCAUCACCAGCGCCUGGCAUGUGCUGCUCUUCUUCUAUGGGGUGAAAGACUCUUCGCUGCUCUUCCUCUCCUGCAUCUGCAUGGAUCGCUACAUGGCCGUCCUGCACCCAAUCACUUUCACCGAGCUGAAGGACCGAAACCACCGUGUGGUGUGCGCUAGUGCACUGUGGCUGUUCACCCUGACCUACGCGGCGGCAAAGGGUGUGAACAGCAUCCCACACUUCGAGAAGCUCUUCAUCGCCAUGAUCCUGGCAGCUUUUGCCUUCAUGCUCUUCUGCAAUGUGGCCAUCCUGAACGCGCUCCGCAAGUCGGGCCCUGGCCGCGACGAGAUGCAUCCAGUCAAGAAGAGGGCCUACAAGAUGGUGCUCAUCAUCCUGGCCAUCAUCGUCUGCAACUACUUCCCACCUGUAGUGGUCUUCCCAUUUAAGGAGCAUUUCUCCCAAGAUGUGUUCCACUGUUACAUCAAAUUUGUAGCUUUUGGUUGCAUGGACAUCAGCAGCAGCAUUCAACCCCUUCUCUACCUCUCCCGGGAGAUUCCCAGUUUCCAAUACUGUUGCCGUAAGGAUCAAGACUCAGGAAAGUCCACAGGUCCAUGCUGAACUUUGUGAUGAUCCAGUGUGCAUAUUUGCAGUCAUAUUUAGUUUUGUAGGAUUUUUCAUUUUCCAGUUAUAGAAUUGAUGCAGUUAUUUCUAAAAAAGCGCUACCUAAUUUUACAUAAAUGACAGUGCAUCAUGUACUCAGUCUAAAUAAAGGGACACUGACUCAAAGAGGCAACACAAAUGUACUGAACUAUAUCCGACUUGAUUUUGACAUCGUUUUUUUUUAUUUCUUUGAAGCAUUUGUCUGAAUAUAUUUUCAAAGUGACAAUUGUGCAUUAUAUGUAAAUGUCCAUACAAAUAGUAGUUUUGUCUACUACAGCCAUCCUAUAUACACUGCAAUUUUUAGAUAUGAGCCCCUGUAUAUUAGAAUAUUACUGAUAUUAUAAUUUAAUAUUUUUCUGCCAAAAUUUUAUUUAAAAUAUCUUUAAAAGUACAACUACGUUGUGACUGCAGCUUCCUACAUCUCCUGUUUUGACAACUCUUUUCAAAUGAACUUAAACAGGAUAUUUAGCAAAGCAUAUUUAGAAUCAUAAAUCAAAAUCAAGAAAGAAGGUAGUCAACUAUUAACUAUUAAUAAUCAGAAGGCGUUCAGCAACUAUAUACUGCACCACAGGCAGUAUGAAUAUGUGAUAGGCUGUUGUGUAUGUAGACUAUUGCAUUUUUAAUAAGUGAAUAGGUGUAAGGUACGGCAUGCUGGCACACCCUUAGGAACCAGCUUACGAGUAAAUCUGGGUCAAUUCAACAGUUUUGGACCACAUCGUCACAGAUUUGAAUGAGAAUUGGCAUGGCGAUUUGGUCUAAUGAGAAACCCCUGGAACCAAAAUGACGCUUGUCUCAUCAUUAAGGGAGAUAUGGACUAACAAAGCUUGGGGUAAUUAGCAUGACUCUGUGACUUUGGCAUGCCAUAUCUACAUUAUUACAGGUCAUAGAGAAAUGGUUCUUAUAUCUUUAUAAAGGUCUUUUCAUGCUCUGUAUUUUCAAAUAUUCAAUAAAGCUGAUCUGUGAAAAAAAACUGUAUUUCAAAGUGAAUCAAAUUUUCAGUAAAGUUGAGUUACAAUGUCAUCAAAACCUUCAGAAAAUGUUGUCUUGGUUUUUUGAGUCAUUGUCGAGACAUAACUUAUCUGUGUAAGUUGUGCAAGUGG
This is a messenger RNA of Anguilla rostrata (American eel), 2431 nucleotides long. Its product is annotated as proteinase-activated receptor 3-like. The record is from RefSeq and is a predicted model, not a curated record. Lineage: Eukaryota; Metazoa; Chordata; Actinopteri; Anguilliformes; Anguillidae. Gene Ontology annotation, cellular component: plasma membrane. Gene Ontology annotation, biological process: phospholipase C-activating G protein-coupled receptor signaling pathway; positive regulation of Rho protein signal transduction. Gene Ontology annotation, molecular function: G protein-coupled receptor activity. Bases 384 to 1289 code for a protein of 301 amino acids. The transcript is spliced from 3 exons.